ACCACGCCCCUUUCUACGCGAAUGCAUGGCGGGAGAAACUAAUGUAGGAAGUAGGAUAGUUUUCGUGUUUUAGCAAGUUUUCAUCAGGAUAAAUCAAUUGGUUGUGAAAAGUUACUGUACUUCUGACUACAGAUAAAAUUGACAUGGAUCAAAAUGCUUUCACCGAAGUAAAAGGUUGGACAAAAACGAAGGAGGCUAUUGCAGAUUUUCGUAAACUUUUGCUCUGUUCAAGAUGUUUGAAACUCAUGAACGAACCAGUGUGCCUCGGAAUUUGCGAACACAUGCUAUGCCGGUCUUGUGCUGGUCCUCAAGCUGGAGCUGGCUGUGUGGUUUGUCACAGCCCUGCCUGGGUGAAGGAUAUCCAGAUCAACAGGCAGCUUAGCAACAUCACAGACCUCUUCCGCAGUUUGGACUCCCUGCUCAACCCCACAGAGAACUCAGAUCCCUCUCCUGUUGAGCUUCAAACGCAGUCUUCAAAUUCUGUCUUGAAGCAAAAGAAAAACUACAAGAUAUGGUUCAGUCCUCGCAGCCGUAAGGUCCGUUGCCGCAUGGAGAACCGCACUGACGCUGAUCUCUGUGCAUCAGGCACUGGCACGCCCGAGAAACCUACCUCGACAUCGUCCGAGAUGACCACAACCGAGUCUAAAGACCUGUCCAUCUACAACUUCAAUUCCUCCUCCCAAGACUCCGACCCUUCCUCUCCCAAAAGAGGCAAAGGGGUUGUUAGCAGAAAAAGGAAAUCGCAAAAUGCAUUCAGAACACCUGCUGCAGGUGGGAACAAGCCAACCACUCGCAAGCAGACCAAGCAGGCUUUCAAAAGGAACAGGCUGGAGGCCAUUAACCAGCAGUGGGGGAUUGGGAGUGGGGGAGAGACCCAAGGGGAGAAGGUCAGUUCAGGAGAGGGAGACCACAUGUCCAACAAGAGGGUCUCCUUCCUAAGCCCUGCUAUCUUAUCAGAUGAGGUGCAGCCGGAACCCCCUCAAGGAGAAUCCAUAGUCCUCAGCCCCAGUAGAAGCAUCCUGAAGGGGGCUCAGACAGAAAACGGUGUCCACACAUCUGAUGACCAAGACCAGUCCAGUCAGAGUCCACUUACCAGCCCAUUUUCACUGGUUAACCUGUCCAAAAGUCCCAAAUCAAGCCAGAGAACAGUGGAAAAGGACCUUCCCCGCUCUCCUAAGAUCACCCCCAAGAGGGCCAGAGUGGCAGAACGAGGCAGAGCUUCGCAGAGCACCCCAAAGCGCCCCAGGGCUUCGACCAGCCAGGGUCGACGUCCAGAAGGCCAGAGGACACCAGUCCAGCCGUCUCCACGCUCCCCAACCAGCCCCAACCAGGGAAGGAUGACUAGAAAUGCCAGAGGAGCCCUGAGAGGGAGCCCAGGUUCCCCGGCCUCCGUGGGGAAGCGCUCCCCAGGUACCCCAGGUGGGUCUGGGGGAAAGUCUCCCCAGAGCAGCCCUGCUAUCAUGAAGAGGAACUUCAAGGGAGAGACGCCUCUGCAUCUGGCUGCUAUAAAGGGGGAGGUGGAGGCUGUGAAGGAGCUGUUGGAGCAGGGAGCCGACCCUAACUUGAAAGACAACGCAGGCUGGACACCACUGCACGAGGCGUGUAACCUGGGCCACCAGCCCGUGGUGGAGGUGCUGCUGAGGGAAGGCGCUCUGCUCAACACCCCGGGCUACGAGAAUGACUCGCCCCUGCACGACGCAGCCAGGAACGGCCACACGGGCAUCGCCUGGCUGCUGCUGGAACACGGAGCAUCUCAGAGUGUGCUGAAUAUGUUUGGACUGCGACCUGUGGAUUGCGCUGGGAGCCCAGAGAUGCAGGCUGUGUUUGAAGCAGCUUCUAAAGAACCCCGCCCGCCUCUCGCCCCACUCAGUCCUCUGCCCAGUCUCUGCAAGGUGUCUGAUGGCGUGAGCAGGGAUGAGCGUGUUGUGGUUCUGGCCAGCAAGCUGUCCAAGUCGCAGCACAUUCGCCUGACCAAACUGAGCCAGAGCCUGGGAGGGGCCGAGGUCGACUCGUUCUCCAGCUCAGUGACCCACGUGGUCGUGCCAGACGGGCCGAUGCCCACCACCCUGACGACCCUGCUGGGCAUCCUUAGUGGCUGCUGGGUCCUCGGGUUCAGCUGGGUGGAGAAGAGCCUGCAGGCUGGCAGCUGGGCUGAGGAGAGCGAACACGAGGCAGAAGGGCCUCAGCGCAGCCGCAUGAACAGGCGGAGCCUGCUGCCCCCGCUGUUCGACGGCUGUUUCUUCUUCUUCCUGGGCUCCUUUAAGACCCCCCCCAGGCAGGUGCUGCUGCAGCUGGUCAGAGAGGGAGGGGGCCAGGUGCUGAGCAGGCAUCCCAAGCCCCACAGUGAUGUCACACAGACCCUGAACGCUGCAGCCUACCAUGCCCUGCCAGGGUCGGACCAGGCCCUCUGCACCCAGUACAUCAUCUACGACCCCCAGGGGUCCUACAAGCCGCCCAGAGUGCGCCUGGGGAAGGUGUGGUCCGCCCCCUCCUCCUGGAUCAUCAACUGUGUCUCAGCUUUCCAGCUGCUCCCUGUCUCCUGAGGUGUGGACCUGCUGCCUGGGUCUUGGACCUGCUACCUGGGGCUUGGACCUGCUACCUGGGGCUUGGACCUGCUACCUGGGGCUUGGACCUGCUACCUGGGGCUUAGACCUGCUACCUGGGCCUUGGACCUGCUACCUGGGGCUUAGACCUGCUACCUGGGGCUUGGACCUGCUACCUGGGGCUUGGACCUGCUACCUGGGGCUUGGACCUGCUACCUGGGCCUUGGACCUGCUACCUGGGGCUUAGACCUGCUACCUGGGGCUUGGACCUGCUACCUGGGGCUUGGACCUGCUACCUGGGGCU
Hypomesus transpacificus is the source of this 2847-nucleotide messenger RNA. It is a transcript of the gene bard1, whose product is annotated as BRCA1 associated RING domain 1. The record is from RefSeq and is a predicted model, not a curated record. Gene Ontology annotation, molecular function: protein binding. The transcript has 11 exons. Bases 144 to 2543 code for a protein of 799 amino acids. Lineage: Eukaryota; Metazoa; Chordata; Actinopteri; Osmeriformes; Osmeridae.